Molecule: messenger RNA, 1068 nt
Organism: Telopea speciosissima
Lineage: Eukaryota; Viridiplantae; Streptophyta; Magnoliopsida; Proteales; Proteaceae
Product: transcription factor MYB62-like
Exons: 4
Coding region: 21-962 (313 amino acids)
Biological process (GO): regulation of DNA-templated transcription
Cellular component (GO): nucleus
Molecular function (GO): sequence-specific DNA binding; DNA-binding transcription factor activity
Source: RefSeq, a predicted model, not a curated record
UCCAAAUUUGAGUUGCUGCUAUGUCUUCUCCAUCCAAGAGUGGAUCCAGUUAUGGUGAAGAAGAUAGUGAGCUAAGAAGAGGGCCAUGGACCCUUGAAGAAGACACUCUUCUCAUCCAUUACAUUUCUCAUCAUGGUGAAGGUCGUUGGAAUCUCUUAGCUAGAUGUUCAGGAUUGAAGAGAACUGGCAAGAGUUGCAGAUUAAGAUGGUUGAAUUAUUUGAAACCGGAUGUGAAGCGUGGAAACCUUACUCCAGAAGAGCAGCUUGUGAUUCUUGAACUCCAUUCCAAGUGGGGUAACAGGUGGUCUAAGAUUGCACAACAUCUACCUGGAAGAACUGAUAAUGAAAUCAAGAACUAUUGGAGAACAAGGGUGCAGAAACAAGCAAGGCAUCUUAAGAUUGAUGAGAAUAGCACAAGGUUUCGUGAUGCCAUCAGAUGCUUUUGGAUGCCCAGGUUACUCCAGAAGAUGGAAGAAGAAGCUCUUUCUUCUUCCUCAGCCAUGGAAACUCAAAGCUCUGAUCCCCCAAUGUCUCAACUACUCAAUCAAGCCCUUCAGGCAUCACCAACCCCACUUGAACAAGGACCUCUCAUCAUAAGUGAACCAAUAACCAUGAGUUUCAAUGAUGAUAACAAGAAGAAUCCAAGCUCAGGAGAUUUGAACAGCACUAGCCCAAUAAGCAUCUCUUCUUCACAUUCCAUGAAUAUUUCUCAAUUCCCUCAACAAAUUUCAGAGAUACCAACAAGCCCAUAUGAAUUUGGGAACAAUAACCCAUUACUAAAGGGGUGUUACUAUGUGGACAACAGUGGUUAUGACAUGGGGGCCUUCAAUAACCUGUCUUCUUCCAUGUCAACUCUUGGGGAACUUGACAACUCAGCCUCCCAUUGCCACAUGUCUGAAAACAACUGGAUCAUCCAUGGUGAUGUGGCAGAUAAUCUAUGUAACAUGGAUGAUUUAUGGUAGAUCAGACACAUUGUUACAAACAAGACAGAGGCAUCUUAGUAUGUAUCUUUUGUUAUCUGAUGUCCUACUGAUGAUUAAGAUGCAACUUGGGUUUGUUAUUUUCAAA